GGGUAGGGAUGUAGCUCAGCAUCCCCUGGGUUUAAUCCUCAUUACUGAAAAGAAAAAAAGAUGAUAAACUUUAGUUCACUAAGGAGAGAAAAAAGCUUCAGGGUGUUUCUAAGGCCUUCAUAUUUGUGGAACGUGACCUGAUUAGAUUUUUUGAUGUUGCCUUUAACAAAAAUGUAAGUAAAAUGUAAAAAUGGAAAAAGGACAUUGAUAGGAUGAUUUUAUGACUAGAAAAACUGAAGGCUGAUGGGGAGGAGCUUUGACUGAGUAGGGCUGUGAAUCUUAGUUCUUUAGUAAAUUUCCAGGCUAUUAGCAAAAAAUGAAAUUAAACAUUAAAGUAGUUUAGCUAUCUGCAUUGGAAUCUGUGUUAAGUGUCUCUCAGGAGACAAGGGAAAUCUUAAAGCAGUUGGUGAAUCUUGGCUAUAUUUUAAAACUAUGGGGAUUGGGGGGGUCUUUUUAAAAAAUAACCUUUCCUGAGGCUUUUCUGCUCUAUCUGUAAGUGAACAGACAUUUGGGUAACAGCGAUAUUCUUACUUUUCCUUAUACGUAUGACUUUUGCUCUCUAAGAAUCUUUUAAAAUUUAUUUACAGAUUCAGUAUCCCUUAUCUGAAGUGCUUGGGACCAUAAAUAUUUCAGUUUAGCGGGCAUUUUGAUUUUCGAUUGGCAUGCUUAAUCUGUACGUGCAAAUUGACUACAAAUACAAAAUAAUUCUUAAUCAGUUUGUAAUAUUUGUGAAGUUGUUUUAUCCCGAUCUUACCAGUGUUGACCUAACUAGUGAAGAAACAGCUGACUCCAGUAGUUCUAAAAUCUGCUCAUUUGAAAACACUAAGCAAGAAGAUGGGAGCAUGUUCUCUUUCAUCACGUGGAAUAUUGAUGGAUUGGAUCUAAACAGUCUACAAGAAAGGGCUCGAGGAGUGUGUUCCUAUUUAGCUUUGUACAAUCCAGAUGUGGUAUUUCUGCAGGAAGUUAUUCCACCUUAUUAUAGCUACCUAAAGAAGAGAGCAAGGAGCUAUGAGAUUAUUACAGGUCAUGAAGAAGGAUAUUUCACAGCUAUAAUGUUGAAGAAAUCAAGAGUGAAAUUAAAAAGCCAAGAGAUCAUUCCUUUUCCAAGUACUAAAAUGAUGAGGAACCUUUUGUGUGUGCAUGUGAGUUUGUCUGGAAAUGAACUUUGCCUUAUGACUUCCCAUUUGGAGAGCACCAGAGGACAUGCUGAGGAACGAAUGAAUCAGUUAAAACUGGUGUUACAGAAAAUACAAGAGGCUCCAGAGUUGGCUACAGUUAUAUUUGCAGGAGAUACAAAUCUAAGGGAUAAAGAAGUUACUAAAUGUGGUGGUUUACCCAACAACAUUUUGGAUGUCUGGGAGUUUUUGGGCAAACCUGAGCAUUGCCAGUAUACUUGGGACACCCAGAUGAACUCUAAUCUUGGAAUACCUGCUACUUGUAAGCUUCGUUUUGAUAGAAUAUUUUUCAGAGCAGCAGCAGAAGAGGGACAUAUUAUUCCCCGAAGUUUGGACCUGCUUGGGUUGGAAAAACUGGACUGUGGUAGAUUUCCCAGUGAUCACUGGGGUCUGCUGUGUAACUUAGAUGUCAUAUUGUGACUACUUUUCAAAUAAGAGUUUUCGAUAUUUUGUAUGGAAUUUUGCAGAUAUAAUUUCUACCUAUCUGGAAAGGUCAAUUUAAUAUGGAGAAAUUAAUACUGUAGAGUGAGUCAUUAUUACAGGAAAAAAUGGUUAUGAUUUUAUGUUGUAAAUUGUGCCCUCAGAAUUCAGAAUCAGUGUUUUUUUGUUUGUUUGUUUGUUUUU
Molecule: messenger RNA, 1799 nt
Organism: Fukomys damarensis (Damara mole-rat)
Lineage: Eukaryota; Metazoa; Chordata; Mammalia; Rodentia; Bathyergidae
Gene: Tdp2
Product: tyrosyl-DNA phosphodiesterase 2
Exons: 5
Coding region: 663-1595 (310 amino acids)
Biological process (GO): double-strand break repair
Cellular component (GO): cytoplasm; PML body
Molecular function (GO): 5'-tyrosyl-DNA phosphodiesterase activity; single-stranded DNA binding
Source: RefSeq, a predicted model, not a curated record